AUGGCGAGCAGACAAGCCUUACAGCCAUUGUUUCUUCUUCUUGCUGUCUUUUUCAUCAAGUUAGUAAUGGUGGAAUCAAUAAGAACCCCCUUCAAUAUGACUAAGGCUGAGAAUAGUGAUAAAUAUCAUGUUGAGAAGCCGGAGCUUGUAGUUCAAAUGGUAGAAAGGAGUUUAAAUAAUUCGAAAAGAAAGCUGAGCUCGUGCGAAACGGGGAACCCCAUCGAUGACUGUUGGCGUUGUGAUCCUAACUGGGUUAACAACCGAAAGAGACUGGCUGAUUGUGCCAUCGGAUUUGGCAAAAACGCCAUUGGAGGUAAGAAUGGCAGAUUUUAUAUAGUUACAGAUCCAAAUGACGAUGACCCGGUCAAUCCUCGACCUGGCACUCUGCGGCACGCUGUUAUUCAAACCGAACCUCUCUGGAUUAUUUUCCAAAAAGAUAUGGUUAUUCAGCUCAAGGAGGAGCUUAUCAUGAACAGUUAUAAGACUAUUGAUGGUAGAGGUGCCAAUGUUCAUAUAGCAAAUGGAGCUUGCAUUACAAUUCAGUAUGUGACCAAUAUUAUCAUUCAUGGAGUUCAUAUCCACGACUGUAAACCUGCGGGAAUACAAAUGUUAGGAGCUCCCCGAUACAUUAUGGGUUUAGAACCAAGAGUGAUGGAGAUGGGAUUUCCAUCUUUGGAUCAAGCGCAAUUUGGGUUGACCACUGUUCAUUGUCAAGUUUCGCAGAUGGAUUGA
Molecule: messenger RNA, 732 nt
Organism: Cryptomeria japonica (Japanese cedar)
Lineage: Eukaryota; Viridiplantae; Streptophyta; Pinopsida; Cupressales; Cupressaceae
Product: probable pectate lyase 20
Exons: 2
Coding region: 1-732 (243 amino acids)
Molecular function (GO): pectate lyase activity
Source: RefSeq, a predicted model, not a curated record